This is a messenger RNA of Diorhabda carinulata, 5078 nucleotides long. RefSeq names its product facilitated trehalose transporter Tret1-like. The transcript is spliced from 11 exons. NCBI's taxonomy places the organism in Eukaryota, Metazoa, Arthropoda, Insecta, Coleoptera, Chrysomelidae. Gene Ontology annotation, biological process: transmembrane transport. The coding region runs from base 234 to 1916 and encodes 560 amino acids. Gene Ontology annotation, cellular component: membrane. The record is from RefSeq and is a predicted model, not a curated record. Gene Ontology annotation, molecular function: transmembrane transporter activity.
ACUCUUCUUGAACAGCUGAUUCUAUCGACGACGUAGGGGAGUCGAGUCGAUACCACAGAAAUUUUCACGUUAUUUUAGUUUCGUUAGCAAUCAUUCGUUUGUUUGUCGUAGUCGUGUGUGGAUGUUAUGUGUGUAAUAGAAUAAUUUUUUUGAACUGAAUUAAAAGUUGGUGAGCUAGUAGGUUCUCCUCCUCAGCACCACUUAACUGUUAAACAAAUUGAAUCCACGCCAGUAUGGAUCCUAUUAGUGCCAGUUGCUUCAGUUUAAAUAUUCAAGAAAAUCGAAAAGCGAUUAAAGAAGAGGAACAACAGUAUGCAAAGUUUCAAGAAAUUAUUGUUAGUUGCAAAUCGCUUAGCAAAUAUGAAGGAAAGACGUUCAAAACAUUGCUACCACAGGUUAUGGCAGCAAUAAUGGCUGGUUCAUUACACAUUGCUGUGGGACUCUCGUUAUCUUUUUCUGGAAUAUUAGUGCCAGCGUUAGACAAGGAUCUACAAAAUGGUACAGAUAGUGAUGGUCAACUUUACGCAACUAAAGAUGAAUCUGCUUGGAUCGCUAGUGUCGUUGUAAUAAUUGUACCAGUGGGAUCUAUCACAGCUGGUUUCGCUAUGGAUGCAUGGGGACGAUUAUGGGCUGUAAGGCUUGCUAUUAUACCAACGGUUUUGGGAUGGUGUCUGAUUGCUAGUGCAAAUUCAGUUGGUAUGAUCAUCGCAGGAAGACUUUUAACUGGAUUUGCUACAGCUUGGGGUAGUAUACCUGCAACCGUUUACAUAACAGAAAUUGCUAGAGCCGAUAUGAGAGGAUCACUGGUUGUAACAGCUCCAACUUUUGCUUCAUUAGGUAUGUUAAUAUGUUUUCUGAAAGGAUGGUUUUUGAAUUGGAGAACUGUGGCUUGGCUUUGCAACAUAUAUGCACUAAUGCCUAUUUUAUUUCUUUUUCUUAUUCCUGAAAGUCCCCCAUGGUUAGUUUCAAAAGGAAAAAUAGAACAAGCUGCAAAGAGUUUACAAUGGCUCAACAAAUAUCAACCUCAACCAGAAAACAGACACGAAUCCCUUGCAGAACUACAAUUACACGCUCUUCAAAAAGAACAUCAAGCCAAGCUUGAAGAACAGGCUAAAAGAGGAGAUUCUGGAGGAAUGGCAAAACUCAAAGAAUUUUUCAAACCUACUGGUUACAAGCCUCUUCUUAUUCUUACUGGUCUCUUCUUUUUCCAACAAUUUGCCGGAAUUUACAUCACUUUAUUCUACUCUGUAACAUUCUUCCAUGAAGUUGGUAGCACUCUUAACCCAUACCUAGCAUCAACGUUUUUAUGUCUAAUUAGAAUGUUAAUGGCUUGCUUCAAUUCAUAUUUGUUGAAAACUUUCAACAGACGAUCCUUGUUAAUAACCAGUGGAUUUGGUAUGGCACUUUGCACUGGAUUGUCAGGAUUAUUUACUUAUUUAAUAAAACAAGGUUCCUUAACCAUGACUUGGUUACCUUUAGCAGCUCUUCUUCUGUUUGUUGUGGCAUCUAUGAUUGGUUUUCUACCAAUACCUUGGACAAUGAUGGCGGAACUUUUUCCUCUAGAAAUAAGAGGAGUUGCCAAUAGCAUUGCUUACAGCAUUGGUAACUUACUGAUGUUUGCUUCAAUACAAAGUUUCUGGGGAUUGGUAUCUGUUUUCCAAGGUUUUGCAGGAGUGCAAUGGUUCUUUGCGGUUAUUUCGAUAUUAGCGUCAUUGUACACUUACAUAUUUGUACCAGAAACUCACAGAAAAAAAUUGAAUGAUAUUACAGAUUACUUCGUUCACAACAGUAUUUAUUUGUUGGCGAAAAAAGAACCAAAAAAUUCAAAUAAAAUAGUGAAUGGUACCAGAGUUGGCAAAAAGGAUAUUAUUAAAGCCAACGUCGGACAAAACGACAAACUAAUGGAAAAUGUUUAGUUUCCUUAAAUUUCAUUUUGUAAUCGUACGUUGUUACGGGUAAGAUUCAGUUAUUCCACAUAAUUUUUACUCUAUGUGAUUUGUCAAAUUAUAGAUUUCGAAAGAUUCUGAUACUUAAAAUUGAAAUUCUAUUUGGAACUGACAUUAUCUUCAAGUAAAAUUUGAGUUUUUAUCAUUUAUGUUUUGUCUUAGAAUUCUAUAUAUUUGGUCACUUAUACUUACUUUAUUUAUCCUUAAUAUAAAAGCUGAUUACAUAUAGGGUGUCUCAAAAUUAGACUGCCAUUGCGUUAGAAGGAAUUCCUUUAAUGAAAUAAAAAUAAGUUGAUUUAUUGAUAUAGUAUUCCGCUGUUUCCAGAUGAAUAAAGUAUUUCUUCCACAAAUGAAUGAAAUUUUAUAAUUUUUUAAAGUUAAUAUAUUUAAUCUUAACUAUAAUAACAAUUUAUGGAAGAAUAACAAAAGGAAUAACAUUUAAGAACACAAUUUAGUUAGACUGAAUUUUUGCUAUAAAACAUAUUGAAAGAGCAUUAUUUUCUCGUGUACAUAAAGGGAUUCCUGUGACUUCUAGUAGUACACAGUAACUUUACAUAUAGCCUCAGUUUGUAAUGAAUUAUUUAUUGAAAAAUAUUAUAUUUAUAAAUAUUUGAUUUUAUGUAAUAUGCAAAACAAUUAUUCUAAUUUUUUUGUCCAGAAUCAAUAUAUUCAGAGUGAGGGCGAGCACAGUUCACAUGAACCGAGGGAAAGAAAACAGUUCCAUCUUCACUUUAUUAUAACCACUUACAAAUGUUUGAAAUUUCAUUACGACUGUGUAACUCUGUCACUUAUUAUUAAUUAUUAAGUAUUUAUAUCAGUUUAUGCUAAUAUUUCAACAUACUUAAUUGGUUUCUCAAAAUUUAAAUUCAUGCGUUGUAACAUUCAACACUGUUAUAUUUCAACAUACAUGGCAUUUUUUUAUUAAUUCAUAUUAUAAUUUUAUUUUAGUUAACAUAAUUAAUUGUAAACAGGGUUUGAAAAAGUGGCUUUGACCCUUUUUUGAUAAAACAGUAGUUAUCCAUAACUUCACAAUUAAUUUAUUACUUUAUUACCAACAAAAUAAUUUAGACAUGUAUAUAAAAUACAUUUUGUGCAAGAAAUUCACGGUGGUAGUUGAAUUUCGCGAUACCCUUAUAAAAUGAAACAAUGCAUUGUCGAUAAUACAUAAUUAGUUAAAUCAGAUAUGUGACUGUUGAAUUGUAUUAAAUAAAGAUCUAUUUAAAAAACUGCUCACUGCAAACAAGUCUACAAAUUUAUUUUUUAAUUUUUAAACUGCCUUGUUCUUAUCUAAUUGUUUUUUGUCAUUAUGAUCACAAAAGUUGUUUCAAACUCUAAAUAUUUUGAUUAUGAAACGGCGAUGAUCUUGAUUUAACAAAAUUUGUACUAAAAUUUUGUAUUUGUCAAAAACAACCGAAUUAUUCGCCUUCAUAAUUAAUUUAUUCUAAUAUAGAAAAAAUUCAAAAUACUCUGAUAUAUCUAAGGGGCCAUGGUAUAACUACUUAUAUUCACAAGACAAUUUGUAUCCAAGGAUGGGAUAGCCGAGUAGAAUCAUAUCGUUUUCUACUCAGAUUAGAUACUUUGAACUAUAAAGCUCCAACGCUGACAAAAUCUGAAAAUUAAACCUUCGGACCACCAGAUAUUUAUCAAUCAGCAACCAUAAAUGGUAUGUACGUCUCGAGUGAAUUUUAAAUCUUGUAAUCAUCGCGGCACAUAACCAAAAUAGAAAUUAUUUUCCUUUGAAAACAGAUUACAGUUUCAUUAAUAAUACAUACUUAAUUGCCAUUGUAGGAACAGGUCUUUAAAUAAUCUAUUUGUAAAUAAUAUAAAAAGCUUUUGUUUCAAAUCAUCUGUCUUAUAUAUUUUCUAUCCUCAAAAUGACUAGAAACAUGUAUAAAGAAUUUCAAUUUUUUGUGUAUUUUUGGUCAGGUCAUGAAUGAAAAUAGCAGGUCUUGUAUACAAUAAUUUUUAAUACGAAUCACAUAUUAAUAAUGGUUAUUAUUAUAAUCGAGAAAACGCACGAUUUUCACUAUCCUAUAGGUACAUUGCCAAUUAGUCGUUCUACCCCCCUUUAGAGAUCCAGAAUUGAGCUGUUGUAUGGUUAAAAAAUCCCAUACAUAGUGUUUUAUGAAUUUUAUGUACAUAUUAGUACAAUUUCAUGUUGACGACCGACGCUGGCUUAGAGCCUCAAAUGAGGUCUGGAGCUUCCAUUAAUGCAGCAUCAAAUAUAAGAGCAUCAAGUUUCAAAACACUAUAAUAUACCACUUCUGUCCUCUAUUCAAUAAUUGCUUCAUUGAAUUCUUAGCUUGAAUGGGUGAUUUAUUCUGAUUCAUGAAUAUAUAUAUUAUAUUAUUAAAGUUAUUGAUAAAAUAUAAUAUAUAUAAAAUAUCUACCUCGUAGAUAUCAUUGUACUAUUUAUUUUAUUUUUAUAAUAAUACCCGAUUUAAAAAGCUAAAUAGUGUUUAGUUUUGACGUUGCAUUAAUAUAAUAUGUGACGCUCUAAACUAACGUUGAGCGUCAAGAUGAAAUUGCACUUAAGUUUCUCACAUCGUUAAUAAUAGUUAAAUAUUAAGUAUGAAUUGUUCUCUUGUGAUAACUUGUAUAAAAAAAUUACAAUUUGAACUCUGAAUGAAAAAAUUGGACACAAUUGAAGAUAAACACGGAAUACAAAGUACUUAUAGACAUGUGUUCCUCAUAAUCAUAUAAAGGAUGUAAGAAUUAUAGACAAACCUAGGUUUAACUGGUUUAAUUGGCUAACUGUGGGCCCAAUUAAUCGUAGUCGGUUAAAUCCUGGAAUUAAGUUACUAAUCUUAGUGAAAUUCAGAUAGAAUUUUGUUUGUUGAAUUCAGUUUAAUUUUUUUCUUUUGUACUUAAUAUGUGAUUAUUUCGAAAUACAUCGUUUCAUAUCUUCAUACCUAAUGCUCAAUUAUUUCUAAUCAAAUCUUAUGAAACCUUAUUCAUUGAGAAAGAAAUUUUCAGUGGGUUUUAUCUAACAGCUCCAUAAAUAUGUUUAUGUCCUUAGAAAAGAACUUAUAGUGUAUGUCGAAAGACACACAGAUAAAUAACUAGACUGUGCAGAAGUUACAACAUAUGAAAAUUACACAAUAAUAAAACUAAUAAAAUGUGGCAACAUUA